AUGAGUGAAGCUAUUGAAGACCUCGCCGGUCCCUCGACAAGGCACCGCCCUCGCCCUUUGGAUCUGGUGCCAAUCGACCUAGAUGCAGUUCCGUUCGCUUCGAACGCGCUAGAAUGGUCAGCGGAUGGUGUGCUCGCAGCUGCUACCACUGAUUCGGUGCACAUUUUAACGCCACAGUUCAUGACUGCGAGCGGCGGCCCUAUGCCGAUAUAUGAUGGUUUAGCCAACGAAGGCAACAGUGACCAGGAUGACGACACGCAAGACCAGGGUGAUAACCGGUUUGCAACGGAGACGGGGGCGCGGAAGCAGUUUGGCGGUUCCGGCCGGCGCAUCUUGGUCGGAUAUCCGCGUCUCGACCACACCAUCAACCAGCCGCUGUAUCAAGAAUGGGCGGCACAUCAUCCCGGCGAUGACCAAGGCCAAUGGCAGGCAGAUGCCCCGAAGAUUAGUGCCGGCUCUGGUUCCAUCAGUGGCAGUGGCAGCACGAUGAAUUCUGUGGUCAGCAUUGCGUGGUCUCCGAGUGGUGUUGGCUACAACGAACGCUGCGUGCUGGGCGUACUGACUGCGUCGGGAAUGCUGAUCAUAUACGGCGACCCCCUCGAUGGCGGAGAAAGGGACGACGCCUCGACGAGCAGCAGCGGGCAGAGAGUGUCGGGAAACCGCAACAGCUACGACACGUCCCGGUGGGAGGUGCUGUGGGCGGUGGGCGAACGCACGGCAGUUCCAGGCCAGAAAAAACCUGGAGAGUGCAUCACGUCCUUUGCUUGGACCAAUGCCUGCGACGCAAUUGUGGAAAAGACACCGACGCUCGCGGCUGCAUAUCACCGAGCAGAGACGAAAGCACUCCUGGUGUACCAGACGGACAGGAGAGACAUUGUUGUGCUGGAUGUCAGCCAUUCCCGCUACAUUGAUGGCAGGGUGACAUGGAAAGUCGCCGAGAUGGAGCGCAUAAAAGCAGCCGCGGGGGCGCACUUGACAGGGCAGUGGACGAGACCAGGCGCGCCUUCGGUGACAGACUUCAGCUUUGUUCCACAUUCUACACCAUUCGGUCUCCGCUGCAGUCCGUGGAUGGUUGAAAAGGUACCGCUGGGGCCUGAUCUCCAGCCCGAGAGUCUCCUGACCUGCAUCAUCGGGUACACUGCAUUGCACUAUGUCGGGUUCCGGCGACUGUCGCUUGUGUUGCGCCCAGACGUGUCCAGUGGGAGACGGACUAUUUUCAUUGACACCAAGGAUAUCUCGGGUUUCUGCGCCUUUAUGGGCGCAAAUGCCGUCCUCCGGUUCGAAGAUUGCCUCUGGCGCGUGGACGAUGACUUGCAAACGGGCGUUCCUAAGAAGAGGUCCCAGUGCAGAGGCGUCGUCGCAACGCCCAUGACUCUCAAGGCGUUCGAGUUCGAGUUUACAGCAUAUGAUCCGAACCUCGUAGCGCAGGCAACUGGUGCACCAGACGCGCAUAUUGUUUUCACAGAAGGCAUAUGUGCAGCAACUGAACCCAGCCAAGCAGAGUGGCACACAAACCCCAUCAGCGGUUAG
Sporothrix brasiliensis 5110 is the source of this 1530-nucleotide messenger RNA. RefSeq lists its product as uncharacterized. Gene Ontology annotation, cellular component: transcription factor TFIIIC complex. NCBI's taxonomy places the organism in Eukaryota, Fungi, Ascomycota, Sordariomycetes, Ophiostomatales, Ophiostomataceae. The transcript has 2 exons. The record is from RefSeq and is a predicted model, not a curated record. Gene Ontology annotation, biological process: transcription initiation at RNA polymerase III promoter. Gene Ontology annotation, molecular function: histone acetyltransferase activity. Bases 1 to 1530 code for a protein of 509 amino acids.